Molecule: messenger RNA, 2092 nt
Organism: Physcomitrium patens
Lineage: Eukaryota; Viridiplantae; Streptophyta; Bryopsida; Funariales; Funariaceae
Source: RefSeq, a predicted model, not a curated record
AAGCGCCGCCCACAGUUGCUGAUUGAAAAAACCCAACAAAUUAUGUUUUCCAAUCUACAGAAAUGCUUUUUUCGGAGACAUCUCUUUUUGUGUUUCGAGCCAAUUUUGUGUGAUGUUGUUGGGUUAGUUUUUGUUCUUGGGUUUGUGAUUUUGUAAGACGGAUUGUUGCGUCUGUGAAGUCAUUGUCGAGCUGGGUCGUGCAGCAGAGCACUGCUUCAAAUAAUUUCUGAUCUGUUCAUGUUUCCAGUUGCUCUGCUUUGAUUUGGCAGUGUUCUCUAUUUCCCCUGAGAUUUGCGGAGCUGGGUUGUGCAGUCUGUUCCUUGAGAAGCAUCUGUGACUUGUAUGCCACUCGAUGACGCAUUUCGUGGAGUUUCGCGUGGAUAUUUGUGUUGGGUAGAGAGGAAAAAAGUAGCGCAGUGCAGCUGAUGUGCAGAGAUUCUGCUGUUGUUUUCGAGGAGGAGAAGCAAAUCGAGCAGCCGAAGCAAUUGCCUGAUCAUCGUGAGAACGUGCUGCUUCUGUCACCGCGAACAAGGGAUUCUAGUUGCGCGGGUCAGGGUCGAUGGUCUUAGCCAAUGUAGGGUUUAGGGGUUGAGGUGGUUCGUCUGUGCUUCUUAUAGCCACUCGAUCAGGCGGUUUUUUGUAAAGGUUUAUUCUGAAGAGAUUUGAAAGACAGGAGCAACGGGUCACCAGCCGUCAUGGAGGAUGUAUUUAAUACCCCUCAGACAUGCAAAGUUGAGCUGGAGGUUCUGGGCCAUAAGCUUCUUCUUGCUCAGGACCCAAAUUCUCAACAUCAUGGUACCACGGUAUGGGACUCCUCGAUUGUAUUCGCCAAGUUUCUGGAGAAAAACAGCAAGAAAGGAGAGUUCAGCAGGGCAAAGCUUCAAAAUAAGCGCGUUGUUGAACUUGGAGCUGGUUGCGGUUUAUCAGGAUUAGGGAUGGCCCUGCUUGGUUGCGAGGUGGUGGUGACGGACCAGGCAGAAGUGUUGCCCUUACUACGAAGAAACAUGGAAAGUAACAUGUCCCGGGCUAAAUACUCUGCCUCAGAAUAUUCUCAUUUAGGUCCUAUUGGGUCAGUGGAAGUAGCUGAGCUGGACUGGGGUAACCAACAGCAAGCUGAGGCCUUAAAGCCUCCCUUUGAUUACAUAAUCGGCACAGACGUCGUGUACAAGGAGCAUUUAGUACCACCUUUGCUCGAAUCGGUAUUAGCUCUUUCAGGUCCCAAGACAACCCUGGUGUUGGGGUAUGAGUUUCGGGACAGCGGUGUCAAGGAACAGCUUCAGAAGCUAUUUUCAUGUCAUUUUUCAAUCAAGAAGAUAUCCCCUUCAAAGAUGGAUGCGAAGUAUCAGCACAGCAACAUCGAACUUUACAUCAUGCGAUUGAAUCGGUAUGAUUCAACACAUGAUGACAAAUCAUUACUCGAGCAACGGUUCCCAAAUUCGCAACAAUCAACUUCUGACGAAGUAGAUUGCAGUACUGUCCAAGACUUUGAAACUAAGUUAAUUGCCUCAACUAAUGUCGAAGGAAAGCCAUCGAAAGCAACUAGCGGCGUUGAUGGGAGCGAGGCUUCGUUCAGCAAACGUUGGGAAGCAGGAAGGGUUGGAGCAAUGGCAGCAAGGCUUCUGCGUGAUGUACAAAUAUCACCUACUUAAAGCCACACACCGGCUUUGGUUUUCUGUUUCAAGGUGUGGAUGUUGCUGGCGUCGGCGAUGACGUUCAAAUUGCUCUCUUGAAAUGUAAUUCACAGUCUUAGAGGGGCGUGUUAGUGUUGGUGAGCCAUGUCCCUUCUAUCAUCUUUACGUGGAAGAAUGAAAACAUGCAAAGUGGCUCGACACUUGGGGUUGUACAUUGUAGAAUGUUUUUUUGUACAGCCAUCAUGGGUAGAGAAACAUUUGGUGCGUGAAUUCCAUGUCAAGCCUUGCACUCACUGGAUUAAUGGAUGUGGUUAGUAAGAAUCAAUCUUAGGCAGUGUUGCUUAGAAUAAAUAUUUGAAAUUCAUUUGAAAUUAGUAUUCAUCCAAAUGAAGAGUUUGGACAGGUUUGACUUUUUUUUAAUGUAAAUAAUUAAUUUGGGGGUUUGAAGGGAAUGAAAGUAA